AGUACUUUGCCGUACACCUGUUUCUUUUCCGUCAUUUCAAUUGGCUACAUCAUAAAAUACACAUGCUUUUUAAAAAAAAACAAUGCCUCUCAGCCGUGUCAGCCAGAUAUUUUCAGUACCCUUUUAUUUCUUGCCAUAGAACAGGGUAUUUUCCAGCCGGUGAAAAUAGUUGAAUAAUGACUCCUGUGAAGGGGCUUUCCAAAGUUUGAAAGAAAAAAAGAAGAAUAAACCAUCUCUUCGUUGGCCUGCAUUAGAAACUUGAGGUGCAGGGUUUGAUAGAAGUGGAUAUUUAAGAGGCUUUGGGAGACUGAGGAGAAACUUGUAUUGUGGGAAAUGUAGGCUCCAGUGUUUUUGGCUCUUUACUCACAUUAGGGACUAAAAAAAAGUGGGAAUAUCUCAGCUUCUCUGCCUCGUUUAAAAACCACAACUUAAUAAAAGUGACAUAAAUACCUUGAACAUUUAGUUUUUAGUUUUCAAAUAGAACUCAAGCAAAGCAAAAAAUCAAAUAAAACCUCCAGAGUUUGAUAAGAUGAAUAUUUCCAGUAAUACCUUGAACCCAUUCCUGGUGUUUAUAUCUUGAUAUAAGCUUUAAAACCUUUUAAAUCCUCUUUGGAUGUCUGUGCACUUUGCACAGUGUUAAUGUAUUUAGAUGGAGCGUAGGGCGGUGGCCAGUGAAUGAAUGAUCAAAGCCUUUUGGGGUGGGCGGUGCAUGUGCUGUAUUUACACUGGGCUGCUCCGCCCUACAACAGGAGAUAGAAAAACUGUCCGUGGGCCGGUGGUGGGAUGAUAGGAGUGGAAGGAGAUGUAGCAGACGCAUUAAUAACCCCAACACACGCACUUACACCUCGUCGGCUCCACUCCUUCUUUCCCCCAGCAGCAGCAGCACCACCACCAGCAUCCUCCUCCUCUCUUUUGCAUAACAGGACGAGCGAUCAUUCGCGGUGCUGCAUCGGAGCUUCAUGGCCGCGACACUCGCGAUGAGCGGCGGCGGCGGGCAGGAGGAUCCCUUCUACCCGCUGCAGAAGGCGACUCUCUCCGCUGGAUUCCCCCUGGAGGACUCGGCGUUGUUCGGCAUGGAUUGCAAGAUCAUAGACAAGGCUGGACAGAGCGACUACACUCAGGCAAAGUGUGAGAUGGACAGGUAUCUCUCCCCUCAGCCUCUUCCCCUUCCACCUCCUGCAGACGGUCAACAGAAGUCACAGAGAGACAGCGCGUCUGUGGUGGAUCACUUCUUCUCUGACGAUCACACUGGGGCUCCCUACACCCUCAACAUGAAUCUUUACCUCCCCGACGCCACCUACCUGAGGAUGGACUUGUGUCAUCAGGCGCGGCCCCCUCAGCACCAGAACCACACAGGUCUUACCCAUAUCAAAACAGAAUCUGCCUCCCCGUGUUUCUCCCCAAACCUACAGCUGCACUGCCCCAACACUACGCCCUCUAGUAGCCGCGGCACAUCCGGGCAUGGCCCCGGCAAUAUUGCCAUGGAAACCUCAGCCAUAAACAUGACACUAACAGGGUUACCAGACUUCACCAGUGUUUUCCACCAGUCAGGAGUCGGUGGCGAUUCAGUGCCAGAGGUGUUUGUCAAACAGGAAAUGCCAUCACAGUUUGAGCAGCACGCUCUCCACCACCAUGACAGCGGCUCACUGUUUCAGCUACUAAAUUCUGGCUUGGACCAUCACCAUGGUAAUGGUAUGGAGGCUCAGCAUCAUCAUCACCAUCAGCAGCAGCGGCAGCAGAUACAACACACUUCCACUUCCACAAUCCACGGGCCUUUCCAUGAUUUGCCGGUAGCAACUUCUGCAUCUCAACAAGAGCAGACUGUCAAGCCCACCUACUGUAGCCUGGGUGGCGGGGCAUACACACAUCCUCAUGCUCAGGCCCACCACCAUUUCCUUCAGCAGCAGGUGCCCUACCUACCGCCCUCUCCGCCGAGCUCGGAGCCCGGCAGCCCUGACAGGCAGAAGGAGCUCCUCCAUACCAUGUCCCCUCCUCCCUCGUACGCAGCCACCAUCGCCUCCAAAUUGGCAGGUGGCACCCCUGGACUCGGUCCCGGCCCGGGACCAGGCAGCUUAGCCCUGCCUCUCACUACAGGUCCUACACCGGUCCAGGGCCAUGCUGCAGCCCUUCCUCAAGCCCCUGCAGCAACCCCAGCCCCAACCCCAGCUCAGACCACUGUGCCUGCCCGCUACAACAGGAGGAACAACCCAGACUUGGAGAAGCGACGGAUCCACCACUGUGAUUACCCAGGCUGCAAGAAGGUCUACACUAAGUCGUCCCAUCUGAAAGCCCACCUCAGGACUCACACGGGUGAGAAGCCCUACAGGUGCACGUGGGACAGCUGCGACUGGCGUUUUGCUCGUUCGGAUGAGCUGACGCGUCAUUACCGGAAGCACACGGGUGCCAAACCCUUCCAGUGCGCCGUCUGCUCGCGCUCUUUUUCCCGAUCCGACCACCUCGCUCUGCACAUGAAGAGACACCAGAACUAGCAACGUUUUUGCACACGCACACACACACACACACACACUACAAAUACACAAAGCACUGUCUUCACACACGUAAAGCACUCGCUCCAUCUCCCACAACUACAUUGUUACAAGCUGCCCCGAUGCAGAGCGACGUUCACUGACAACACACAGCUCCUCCUGGUGCUGCUAUCAUGUGCUAAAACGGUACUAUUACCUGACAGAUGUGUUGCUCUUAACCCAGAGUGGGACAGUUUGGAGGCUGUAUAGUAGAAAGAUAAUGGCCAGAUGAAGUUUCUGGUCCCUUAACCUUCAGAUAUACUUGGUAUAGAUUUCUGUGGACAAAUACAAAGAAGAAAAAUAAUAGCAAAAAGAAAAUGGUAGCUCCAAAACAUGUCUCCAGUCCAUUUGGACUCUUCUGUGUGACUGGAAAGAAAGCACUUACCACUCAAAACUUGUACACCUUUUGUUCUAACAUAGAACUUUGUUUACUCCUUGAUUUGUUAGUUUGUUUAUAGAACUGGAAUAUCCAGAUUUAAUUUUUUGUUUUAUAUACCAAAUCCUUCGGUUUGCACUACAAUUGGUAAUCUUAAAUCUCAGCUGUUUUUGACCCAUGCAUCUCAUUCAGCACUGGAACGAUCAUUAUCACUGCUGGACUGAAUCUCUGUGAACGCCACACAAAUCAUUGCUGUUCAGAUAUUAAAAAUUGAAGGCAUUUAUACUCUGGAGAGAGGGAAGAUAGUGCAGGGGAAAAAGGAGGGAGGGGUGGAGAUGGUGAGCUAGAAAGAUUUUUGAAUUUCAAGAGAGGAGAUCUGAGGAUGACUGAGAAAGAGAGAGAGGUGGUUGCUAAAGAGCUGCAAUUAGGCGAUGAAUUAUUCACGUUGACUUUCGACAGAUUUCCAACGAGAGAAAUGUAGAAGCAGAAACCUUCAAUAUAUCUUAGAAUUCAUUCAGAAUAAAACCGAAUUGACUGUUCUGAUGCACAAGCUUGAACUAAGUGCUUCAAAAUACAAUUACUGUCCAUCUCUCUCAUCCAGCAUUUUACUUCUUUCAAAUGUUUUAACCAAAGUAGCAUCAUCAUCAUCGUCAUCAUCAUCAUCAACACCUUAUUAAGUGCCUCCUUCUCUGGUUUAUGUGUGUUUGUUCAGUGGUAGCAGAGCUGUGAUCAAUGUGGAAAGUCCUUUUUAAAUACACUUGGUGCUGUUUUUUAUUUCUUAAUCUGUUUGAUCUCUAGACUCAGCUUUGGGAAAAAAUUCUUUCUUUUAAAUUACAAGGUUACCCAUCAUUCACUGUAAUUUAACAGCUCGGCUCAGGCCACUUCACCGACAUCCUGACAUAGUGUCGUUUAAAUUAAAAUCCAGGAGGGUCUCGCUCUCUGACUCUGUACACAACUAACAUGCAACUCGGCUCUAUCAGUCAAUCGAACAUGGACACGUGUUUUGUUAGAGGAUUCACAGUCUUUCUUCGAACAGUACUCAUAUGCUCACGUAUAUUGCAAGAGUUAUUGGGUUCUGCAAAUGUUCCUCUUGUCUAAACAGGCCAUAAAGAGAUUAUGGAAUAUUUUUAGUUAAAGCGAUAGGAGUCAGAAUCAGCAAUGAAAUAAAAAUUUAAAAAAUGCAUUGUGAAUUUCAGCUGAAGAUAAAAUGGUCUGAGCACAAAGAGGGGAUUCUGUUAUUUUUUUAUCCACAGAAGAAGGAUUUUGUUACCACCUUUUGAAAUCACUUUAUUUAUUUUUUAUUUUAGCAAGGACCCUGCGACAACACAAAAAUCAGAAUAAAAUAUACACAUGUAAACACAGUUGCAUAUAGAUUGAUAUGAUUAUAUAUAAAGUCCUAUAGAUUACUAGUUAAGGGCUCUAUAAAUUACUAAAACAAAAUACCAAACUGCUGUGUUAAUUCCUCCGUUGACCCAAAGAGGAGCAGCCAACAGGGUGAUAGAGGUCACUAUGCUGACAAUAUUGUAGCCUGCAUAACCUUUUUCUACUGAACAUAGUUAGGCCAAACUUAUUCCUAUAAAGAAAACCAAUGGCUUAAGUUUGCUAGAUACAUUUGAGAUGUGUGCCCUAAAAGUUGGACUGUUUGUUGUCUACGUUGUUUAAAGUUGUUGUGUGUGUUAAAGGUCACUGAGGAAUAUAGUGUUCUAUCAUCAGCAUAUAGAUGAACUUGACAGUUUUCUAAACCAAUGGCAAUAUUAUUUAUAUACAAGGUAAACAAUAGAGGUCCCAGAACACAUCCCUGGGGUACUCCUGCGUUGAGUCUGUAUCAAGAGGAACAAGCAUCAGUCAAAAACUCUGAUAAUGUACAUUUAAAUAGGAGAGUUUUGUCUUGGAAAUACUGUGAACCUGUCCUUUUAAUAUACACUUGAAUGUCCAUGUUGACGGUGUGAUUUAGCCUGCGCCUAUAACUGUAAUUGUUCUUUCACUGCAGGUAGCAUAAAGAUAAUAUAGCACUGUAAUGUAUCAUGGUAAAUCUGACUAUUUAUUUGAUUGUGUAGAAGUGGGGGUUGCAACAGAUCAACCGUCUUUCCCCAGCAAAAAUGCCUUAAUGUAAAUAUAUGCACUGUAAAUAACUAUUGACUUUUUUUGUUUGUUUUUGUUUUUUCCUCUUUUGUUAUUAUUUUGUAAACAAAGGGGCAGAAAAAGAGGGAAAUGCCCUGCAUCCAAAAAAUAUUUGAGCCUUUUUUUUUCUCUUUAGUUUUGUUUUCUUGUCAAAAAUAUUUUGAUGCCAUUGUUUUAUAUAUUGUCCUUCCAACAACUUAUUUUGUAGAUUUGUUUUUCUUCCUAGGUAAACGUUCCAAAGACAAAAGUUGUUUUUUCUUCAACUGAGUGAAGCCGAACCUAAUAAAGUCAAACUGACACUUUUACAGA
Molecule: messenger RNA, 5331 nt
Organism: Larimichthys crocea (large yellow croaker)
Lineage: Eukaryota; Metazoa; Chordata; Actinopteri; Sciaenidae
Gene: klf5a
Product: Kruppel like factor 5a
Exons: 4
Coding region: 960-2489 (509 amino acids)
Biological process (GO): regulation of transcription by RNA polymerase II
Molecular function (GO): DNA-binding transcription factor activity, RNA polymerase II-specific; RNA polymerase II cis-regulatory region sequence-specific DNA binding
Source: RefSeq, a predicted model, not a curated record